AUGCAUCCGAACAUCGCCUAUGCCAUGCAACAAGUCUGCCUCCACAUGCACUCGCCACAGGACGUUCACCAGACGAUGCUAAAAUGCAUCCUCCGAUACGUCAAAGGCACGACACGUCUCGGCAUCCAGCCGCGUUGUGCACCAACGCUGACGAUCACUGCCUACUCUGAUGCCGACUGGGCAGGCUGUCCCGAUACUCGACGUUCAACAUCUGGGUUUUGUGUCUUCUUCAGCAACUCGCUCAUCUCGUGGUCCUCCAAACAGCAAACCACGAUUUCACGAUCAAGUGCCAAAGCUGAGUACCGUGCCAUCGCCAAUGCUGUCUCCGAGUGCUCCUAG
Molecule: messenger RNA, 339 nt
Organism: Sorghum bicolor (sorghum)
Lineage: Eukaryota; Viridiplantae; Streptophyta; Magnoliopsida; Poales; Poaceae
Exons: 1
Coding region: 1-339 (112 amino acids)
Source: RefSeq, a predicted model, not a curated record